GUACAUCAGCAGAUCCUCUCUUUGGCAUCCGGACACAAAGGCAUCCGCUGCCCGCCGUCCUGCUCUCAGCAAUACGGGCAUCAUGUCUUUCGACCCCACCAUCAUGCCACCUGUGAACGGCUCUGCCAACGGGACUGCCAGCGGGGCCGAGGGUGGGAAGCCCGCCACCAUCCCCACCAUCAUGUUCGUCUUCGGUGUGGUGGGCAACCUCAUAGCCAUCGUGGUGCUCUGCAAGUCCAGGAAGGAGCAGAAGGAGACUACUUUCUACACGCUGGUCUGCGGGCUUGCGGUCACUGAUCUCUUAGGGACCUGCCUGGUGAGUCCGGUCACUAUUGCCACUUACCUGCAGAACCGCUGGCCAGGAGGACCAGCGCUGUGUGAGUACAGCUCCUUCAUCCUCCUCUUUUUUGGACUUUCUGGUCUCAGCAUAAUCUGUGCCAUGUCUAUAGAGAGGUACCUGGCUAUCAACCAUGCCUAUUUCUACAAUCAUUAUGUAGACAAGAAGCUGGCAGGGCUCACGCUCUUUGCCAUCUAUGCUUCUAACGUGCUGUUCUGCGCCCUCCCCAGCAUGGGACUUGGCAGGUCUACCUUGCAGUACCCUUACACCUGGUGUUUCAUAGACUGGCGAGCAAAGAAGGCCACCCAUGCAGCAUAUUCCUACAUGUACGCCGGCUUCAGCUCCUUCCUAAUCAUGGUCACUGUGAUCUGCAACAUCCUGGUGUGCGUGGCCCUCAUUCACAUGCACCGCCAGUUCAUGCGGCGCACAUCCUUGGGGACAGACACCACCUCUAGCCGUUUAUCUGACUUUCGCAGACGCCGGAGCUUCCGUCGGAUGGCUGGAGCAGAGAUCCAGAUGGUUAUUCUGCUUAUUGCCACUUCCCUGGUGGUGGUCAUCUGCUCCAUUCCUCUGGUGGUCCGUGUCUUUGUGAACCAGCUGUACCAGCCAGAGUCAGUGAAAGAUGUGAGGCAAAACCCUGACCUGCAAGCUAUCCGCAUUGCCUCAGUGAACCCCAUUUUGGAUCCAUGGGUCUACAUCCUCCUCCGCAAGACUGUGCUCAGCAAGGCCAUUGAGAAGAUCAAAUGCCUGUUCUGCCGCAUUGGAGGGGCUCGGAGGCAGCACUCAGGGAGCAAUUUUAACUGUGUGGAUGGCCGCAGGACCUCCUCUGCCAUGUCAAGUCAGUCACCCUCCUUUGUCUCCCGUGAGCUGAGGGAGAUCAGCAGCACUUCACAAACACUGCUCUAUCCGCCGGAGUUAAGCGAAAGUAAUGCUGGGGGACGCGUUUUGCUCCCAGGCCCCAGUGCCAGCUUGGCCCAGUCCAACAUCACGUCAGUAAGGACACUGCGUAGCUCCGAGACCUCAGAUUCUUCACAGGGACAGGAUUCCGAGAGCGUCUUCCUGGUCAAUGAAGUCAGGUCUGGUGGUGGGGCCAGUUCCACAUCCAAGGGUGGCCCUCUCCAGGUGACUUUCCCCACAGAGACAUUCAGUUUAUCAGAAAAGUGCAUAUAGAUUGCCAUGAAAGGCAUCGACCCUGGGGAUACUUCCUGGUACAUUGGAAAAACUGGUGCAAUAGAUAGGUGUUCUGCCUGCUCGAGGGGAGAAGGGUUCAGCUGUGCUCCAAAGGGCUAUUUUUCUCUUGCCAUGUGAUGGGUACAUUUCUUUUAGACUACUGAGGACUGUGUGGAACAGACACUGCACUUGGGCUCUGCCAUCAGAAACAGUACGAGGCAGCUCUAAAGGGACUGGAAACACAAACUGCCUUGUCUUGUUGUGGGACAUGGAAGAGCUACUAGGCCUCUGGAAAUAGGAAGACCUGUCACUUUCUUUUUUUUUCUUUUUUUCCCUUUCUAAAUCUGGUAGAGCUGGUUUUUUUUGGUGUUUUGUUUUUUGUUGUUUUUUUUCACUCCCCAUGGUUGCUCAGCUAUCAAGAGUUUAAGUUUCUGGUACCAGAGCUGAAUGUGAGGCAGCUGCUAGGAACUGGACACAGCUACUCUGAGAGCUGGCAGGGCAGGAUUUCAAAAUGUCUCAUGUCUCACUAAAGCAUGAAAAUGUGAAUUUUUACCAUUGUACAUGUAUCAGGAUUGAAGAUAUUUAAAAGUCUAGUCUUCUCUAUGAGAAGUUUUUUUUAUUAAUACAAGGUAUAUAGAAACGAUUGCCAGCCUUCAUUUCCCCUAGUAUUUCCUGCUGAUAAGACAUUCUUUGUUGGGAUUUGUUGUCCAUGCUAGAUUCACAGCUGAUGAGGUAAUUCUCUAGCUGAGAAUACAUAAGCACUUUCAGAGUGGAAUGGGUAUAUAUGCGCUAUUAAAAGGGAAAAAGAAAACACAUCCUUUCAGUUCAGAAUAUUCCUUUUAAGUAUAUGUACAUACUAAAAAGCCAGAUUUUAUUUAUGUGCUGAUAAUGUUUCUCUGUUUAACACAUCUACGCCUCUCCCAGUACUUUGGCCCACAGGCUGCACACAUUUGAGCACACACUUAACAUCACCCAUCAGCAUAGUCUCUCUACUGCCAGGGAGACUCCUUACAUGUAAAGUUAAGGACAUAUAAAAGUGCUUUCAAUAUCAAGGCCUAAAACUUUCAACUCCUGGUUAGUAGUCUUAAUAUUCACUUUAGUUAAAGCAUCACUGAUGUAAUAAAGGUAUUUUUUCAUAACAUUUAUAAUUUUACUUUAAAUAGUAAAUAGAAUUUUAUGACUGUGUAAUCUGAUACUCCAUCAAAUAAAUAUACAAAACCAUGGAAGCAGAAUCUUCAUUUAAAGUACAGGUUGUAUAGAACCAUAUCCUUGUCUUGAACCCCUUGAAAAUUACUUGUUCAGUAGAGUUUUAAUGCCAAACACAUCAUGAAAACCAGCCAUUAACCACUGACAAAAAGUAGUUUCGUGUUUUGUGUUGUAAGGGUUAGAUCUUGUUUCAGAAACAUUGUUAUUUUGAUAAUAAUUCUGUGCAGGUAUUUGGAGAAUGUUUUGUCAAAUACUAAGCAUGUUAUGCUGCUUAAAAUGUUUUCAUGUGAAUGCUUUAUUGUAAUGAAAAUCUUGAGCCUUAUCUUGAUAUGUUUAAGCAGUUGUACUGACCAAGGUAAUUUUGGA
This is a messenger RNA of Colius striatus (speckled mousebird), 3079 nucleotides long. RefSeq names its product prostaglandin E receptor 4 (gene PTGER4). Gene Ontology annotation, biological process: inflammatory response; adenylate cyclase-activating G protein-coupled receptor signaling pathway; cellular response to prostaglandin E stimulus. Gene Ontology annotation, cellular component: plasma membrane. The transcript has 3 exons. The coding region runs from base 83 to 1507 and encodes 474 amino acids. Lineage: Eukaryota; Metazoa; Chordata; Aves; Coliiformes; Coliidae. Gene Ontology annotation, molecular function: prostaglandin E receptor activity. The record is from RefSeq and is a predicted model, not a curated record.